CAGCGGGGUCCUCGCUCUUCUGGUGUGGGGUGAAGCAGAAGGAGAGUGGUGUGCUGUCAUCUUUAUUUUAUAUAUACGUUUAUUUGAAAAUGUAUUACAAAAUCAGCGGAGUGACAGGAAAGCUGACGGGAUCUUCACCGGCGAGCGCAUACUGCCCUCAGGGGCUGAAACCCAGCGUGCCCUCACAACCCACCCCCAUGGUCUUCGCCUUACCCACCAAGGUGGUGUCAGAAGCAGGACACACAGCUGAGUAUAUGGGAUCUAACAAAGUCCCUGAGCUGCAAAAGCUCUUUCAGAAAGCUGAUGGAGUGCCAAUUCAUCUGAAGCGUGGAGUCAUUGACCGGCUACUGUACAGGACUACAAUGGGCCUGACGAUCGGAGGAACCUUGUAUUGCUUAGUGGCCCUGUAUUUUGCUGCUCAGCCCAAAAAAGCUGAAUAACCUGAAUAACCUUCCCUGUGGAACAAUGAGAUGGACCAUUACAAGUGUAUUCCCAAAGACAGUUGCAUAAUUGCUUUGGUUCUGCAAUAUUUUUUCACCUCCUAUCAACCCUUAAUUUAUAUGGCCCUCAAGAGGGUUUGGAAUUACAUGUUUUAGAAACAGGUCAAAUAAGAAGCACCAGUUAAGAGCAUCACUCCUCUGUGAAUGACUUAAUUCAGGGAUAUGGUGUAGUUGUAAUACAUUCUGUGUGUAUAAGGUGCCAUUUUAGGUUUGGGAGGCUGGUGCUUUGAACAUAGGGAUGUGUUACAAAACAAACCAAGCUUCCAGUUGGCUUAUAAUGCACAGGCGCUUGCAAUGACAACAGACUGCAAUGUGAAAUUAUGAAAUAAAUGGGAACUGUGCCAGCAGGUUUGUGUGUUUAAAAAAAAAAAAAAAAAAUUGGACAGGUUUUCUCUUGUUUUGUCGACUGGGGCAUACACUUAUAACAUGCAGUUACGCAAUCUCAGUCUCACUGAAGAACAAAAUGUCCUUUUCAGGUGCUUCUGUGUUCACAUGCUAUUUACAUGGCCAUAAAUCUGUAAUCAUGUGUAAUUUGACUGUGAGUGACAUUCUUGUCAUUUUUCUUGAGAAAAUAAAUAUAUCUUGUUCAUAAAAAGUUGAAGAAA
This is a messenger RNA of Pangasianodon hypophthalmus (striped catfish), 1105 nucleotides long. RefSeq names its product cytochrome c oxidase subunit 7A-related protein, mitochondrial. The record is from RefSeq and is a predicted model, not a curated record. The transcript is spliced from 3 exons. The coding region runs from base 90 to 440 and encodes 116 amino acids. NCBI's taxonomy places the organism in Eukaryota, Metazoa, Chordata, Actinopteri, Siluriformes, Pangasiidae. Gene Ontology annotation, biological process: mitochondrial electron transport, cytochrome c to oxygen; mitochondrial respirasome assembly; regulation of oxidative phosphorylation.